Molecule: messenger RNA, 294 nt
Organism: Aspergillus calidoustus
Lineage: Eukaryota; Fungi; Ascomycota; Eurotiomycetes; Eurotiales; Aspergillaceae
Source: the annotation of a GenBank genome assembly
AUGGCGACACUCGCAGGGGACCAGGGGUUUAUCCGCCAGACGCCGCUGUUCCUAGUACUUGUUCCGAAUCUCCGGCGGCUGCGGAAUCUCGAGGAGCAGUAUAAGCCAGGUCAGGAUGCGCAGGCGCUGGCGGGGAUGGAUAUGUUCAUUAUGAGCACGGUUGACGCGGCGCUCGCGGCGCAGAAUGUGGCUAUUGUGGCCGAGGCCCUUGGGCUGGGUGUAUGCUAUGUGGGUGCGCUGCAGAAUCACGCAGAGGAGGUCUGCAGGCUACUCAACCUGCCUGCGUUAGCAUAG